AUUUAUAAGCACAUGUAUGAGUACAAGUAUAUUGCUUUACUGGAUAUUGAUGAGGUUAUAAUGCCUUUGGAAGGUACAACAUGGAAGGAAUUAAUGGACAAAAUUCUACCCAAAGCAUUAAAAAUUAAUCCGGAUGAACGUGCAUCGUAUAAUGUCAGGAAUGUGUAUUUUCUGGAUGAUUUGAUACAUGAUCAUGGAUGGUUCAAAGAAAUCCCCAAAUACAUGCACAUGCUCCAGCACGUCUACAGGACAAAAAACUUCACGAAACCCGGUCAAUAUGUAAAAUGUUUCCACAAUACUGAAAAAGUACUGACAUUGCACAAUCAUUUUCCUUUGAGCUGCCUUGGCAGCGGCUGUACAUCUUACCCUAUUGAAACCACAGAUGCUCAACUACAGCACUACAGAGCUGACUGUGUUAAAACCCUCAAAAAGACUUGCGAAGAAUUUAGAAAAACUUCCGUCAUGGAUACAACAAUAUGGAAAUAUAAAGAACCCUUAAUCCAAAGGGUUAGUUCCACUCUUAGGACAUUAGGGUUCUUUGAAAAUGUUAAUGCAAAUACGAAUCCAGAUAUUUCAGCUAAUGCUGUGAGAAAAAGGUAGUAAUGAUGAGCUGUUUGAUUGGAUGUAAAGAAUGAGGAGCUAGAGCUCUAUGCUCUAUCUCGUUGUCGCUUUGAGCUACCUCAAGCCAGCAUAUAAAGAAGAAUAAAUAUAAUUGUAAUGUCAAGAGAUUGUUGGUCUUAAGAUUAAGCGUAUUAAUUUUGUGGCAUAUUUUCUAUGUGUAUUUGAUUCGUCUGAGAUGCGGGACGUUUUGUGGAAGGAUCAAAAAUCUGGUUUCUGAGUCUAGUUCAACAGGAAAGAAAAAUUAACCGAAUUGGUGAUGAGAAAACUGGCCCUUGAUAGGACGAAUUAAUGAUUGAGAAAUCUUAUUUAGCUGAAAAAGAAACAAGAUUUGUUGCCAACCAAUCAAAAAAUUAUUUUAAGAUAACGAAAUAUUAUCUGUGAUGAACUUAAGACCAAUUGCCUAUUGAAUUGAGCAUAAAAAUGCGAUUUUUAGGUAGUGAAAAGACUUUUUUUUUUGUUGUUCCUUUUUUUUAGAAUACCUACGUGAAAACACAUCUCAAUAAAACUCUAGCUCCCUCAAAUUUCCUUUCUAAAUUCCAUAACUAUUCCUUUAAUACAUUUUGGCAAAACCUUUUAUUUUUGUGACUGUAUUAAGCCAAAAUAUCUUUUAUUGUGAUAUAUUUUCUAUUUAACAAUUUAGCUUACUUAUUAGACAAUUCCUACAUAUUAAUGGCUGGUUCAUAUCUCUUCAGUAAUUUAAAGAUGUAAAGCAGCCAUUAUACCAGUGCCUUUGAAGAAUGAGAAAGUAACCCUUAGGUAGUCUUAAAUUGCACAAACUUAUGAUUAUGUCUUGAAGGACCAAAACGCGGUUUUUGAAUUGAUAUUGCUCAAUGAUUUUGGCAUAGAAUAGAAAUCAAUACCUACCCUAAAAUUAAACAAAAUGGACCAAAAAAAGAUUUACAAAAAUUUAUGUGAGUAUUCUUAAGGCUUUUAUUUUGCUCAAAUAAGAUGGAAACUAUUCUGUAUUUAUGCCUUUUUAUCAUUUUUAUUUUAUUAUUUUAUGUUUAUUGUCAUCCUACAGUAAUUAUUAUUAUUAUUUAUGUGUUUACAGAUAAUAAGGUACCUAUCUAGGUAAUUCAUAUAGAGAAGAUAUAAUGGGUGGUAUGAAUAAAAAAGAGCAUUUAGUUUCUACUCCAAAUUUUGGAUAGGUACUCCUAUGUAUAAUUUGGUAUGAGUAGAUUCUCACUUUUGGUAUAAAUAAAAUAGUAGAUUAUACCACGAGUCAAUAAUGAUAGCUAUUAUUCCCGAGGAUUAUUACGAACUGAGCCGCGUUAUCGGCGAGGGAGUAACAUUCCGAGGAAAUAAUAGCCAUUAUUGCGAGUAGUAUACUCUACUUUAUUUACGACAAAUUAAUUUAUUUGAGAUUUUCAAUGAACAAAUUUCAUCCGUCUCAUAAUUUUCAAUACAAAUCCACAAGCAGUACACGUUUGACACUGACACUUUUGUGGAAUAAUGACCAUUAAUCCCGCUACUCGUCAUUAAUCCCUGGAGGAAUAAUAUAUGUCAUUAUACUGCCAAAAUCACAAAAAUAAUACGCACAUUAUAUAUUAGUCGUAAAUAAAAUUGUUUAUGCUCUUCGGCAGGAGAAUCUACUCCAUAGUUUUAGAGUCUGCUAUGCAGUAGACUCAACUUUCUGCUCCAAGUUAUUUCAGUGCCGAUUUUCCCUCGGUAGAAGGCAGAGCUAUAGCAGAGUUCUUCAAUCUUAACCUGCGUUCGGAAAAAUUUUACAAAAAUACUAAAAAAAAAUACGUGUGAUUGGGACUUUAAAACGUUGUACCGGUUUAGUAAAAAAAAUGUGGAGUGGUUAUCAUUUUUGGGUGUAGAGUCGGGAGAAAGAAGAGAUGGUGCUUUAUGCAACAAAGACAAAUUUAAAAUAUUUUUAAGAUACGUGGGUGCCCCGGGGUUUCAGGCAGGAGUAGGCGAGGAUGUGGUGUUCACCAAACUUCGGUGUCUAAAGUUGUAUCGGAAAUAGCUGAUAAGAUAAUUCAGCAAAGUGAACGGUGGAUCCGAGGGUGGAUCAAAUUUCCUCGCAGUCCUGCGGAUAUAAAACGGUAUCCGCCAAAAUAAACAGUACCGAAAUCUAGAGCUCUGAGUAAUUGCACACGCAAGUUGCAUUUAUCAUAUUUCGCUUACUUGGCAUUAGUUAUGAGGUUGACAUUAAAGUUAAGGCUAAAAUAUUCGUUAUUAGGUAUCUUUCAACUUAAGAAACAGUUUUCUUAGUAGAGCACAAUUUUCGGUCAUACGGAUUUGGAAGGAAUAAAGUAUCAAGUUUGAAACGAGUCUCAGAAAAAUAACAGCAACCACUCUUAAUAAAUAUUUUCAAUGAUUUGCAGAAUCGCUAUGAAGCUUUUUUGCGUCGCUAUGAUGCAUUUUUUGAACAUAUACGCAUGAUACAAAUUAAUAAAUUAUAUAAUUUAUAUGUUCAGUACUGUUUAUUUUGGCGGAUACUGUAUUAUCCAUUCACAAUCCGAUGUCCACAGGUACAGGUGAUAAAUUUACCCAUACCUGUAGACAUCGGAUUGUGAAUAGGAUAUAGAGGCGAAAGAGCGGUGGAAAGCAAAAUAAAAUAUUGAGUAUCUACUCUAGGAGUAUGUACUUAUCAAACCGAAAUCUUUUUUAUUCUACGAAAUGGAGUAUAAGCUCAGACUUCAUACUCAUGCUCACGAGUCUAUACUCCGAGUUUAUACUCAGUUUUUAUUCAUACCACCCCAUCCCAAUGUGUUAAUAAGGACUGGAAAUAAAACUUACUUCAAAUCAGUUUCACCUGCAGGAAUAAGUUACAAUCUGUUACAUGAAGUUUUAUUUGGAGAUCUAAACCCAUUAUCACUGCUCUAUAUUAUUAAUUCAUUAUUGUAUAAGUGAUUAAGCCAUUUUUGUACAUAGUUUUUCAUUAAAUGUUACUGCUCAUUUCAUUUAAAAUUAAGUGAUAAAAUAGUUACCUAAAUAAUUAUUGUUGUCAACAAAAAUUAUUUAAGUACCUAUGUAUAUAAUUUUAUGUAUGUAAAUAGUUAAAAAAUAAACUGUGCCAGGUGCCUCAUAUUAGUUUUUUUUUGAGACACUGGGUACACUUUUGGGUGUAAAUAUACAGGGUUAUGGCGAAACUUAUUUUAUAGCCAGAUAAAAUAUGCAAUUUAAAUUUAAUCCUUAAAUAGUAAGUUUCAUGAUAUAAAUAUUGUUAUUUUUGUGAAUAUCAUGUCAUUUAUUACAUACAUAUUAUAUAGGUAUCAAAAAUACAACUUCCUUGUUCAAACUAUUAUGUGUGCCUAUCUAUUAUUUUUUCUUUCUUUAUUCAGUUUCAUCACCUACAUUAAAGAAUGCAUCACAACUACUACAAUACAAAUUUAAACCAAUGAAGUUUUGUAUGUCUUGCUAAACUUUUUUCUUGAUACUUAUUUUCAAUUUAUUAAAUGUUUAUUAUUCAAGAUUGCCAGUGAAUUUGUUUUUUUUAAUUGUUGUCAUUAUUUAAUAGAAAUAAAAUAAGUUGGGCAAAUUUUUGUAUGAAAACAUAAUGUGCCUUAUAAGUAUUCUUUCACCUUCCAUGGUGUAAGUAAGACAAGACUCAUAUUAUGUUAUACUUGUUUAUUUAUUUAUGUCCUUGAUAAAACAAUUAAAUAUACAAUAAAAAUAUUGUACACAA
Messenger RNA from Ceutorhynchus assimilis (cabbage seed weevil), 4258 nucleotides. The record is from the annotation of a GenBank genome assembly. Lineage: Eukaryota; Metazoa; Arthropoda; Insecta; Coleoptera; Curculionidae.